Messenger RNA from Colletotrichum spaethianum, 246 nucleotides. RefSeq lists its product as uncharacterized. The transcript has a single exon. Bases 1 to 246 code for a protein of 81 amino acids. Lineage: Eukaryota; Fungi; Ascomycota; Sordariomycetes; Glomerellales; Glomerellaceae. The record is from RefSeq and is a predicted model, not a curated record.
AUGGGCAGCCUCUUCAUCUCACACUCGAUGCAAAACUUAGGCCUAGACCAACACCUCGCGUCCGACACCUCCCACACCUUUGAUAUCUCGCCCGAUGACGCUGGGCGCCAGACCAGCACCCUCUCGCAAGACGUCAAGAUGGAAAUGGAGCCUGUUCUAUACCAGCUGCAUAACACUGUUAGGGCAGCUGCAUUGCCGCCCGUCUCCGUCAUAAUGGACGACUCAACCAGGGCUCUCCUCCGGUAG